This is a messenger RNA of Chondrus crispus (carragheen), 129 nucleotides long. RefSeq lists its product as hypothetical. The coding region runs from base 1 to 129 and encodes 42 amino acids. The transcript has a single exon. The record is from RefSeq and is a predicted model, not a curated record. NCBI's taxonomy places the organism in Eukaryota, Rhodophyta, Florideophyceae, Gigartinales, Gigartinaceae.
AUGCUUCUUCGGCCCGCGCGCCAUUGUGCUCGCCUGUUUUCUGAAGUGCUUCGCGCAGACGCCUCGUUAGCUGUUCAAAGUACAAAGGUGGGGGACCGGGGCGAUGGAAACGACGGAUUCGCAGGAUGA